AUGGGCAUUUCCACAUCGGAUUCGAUUAUUGUUGUCGGCGCUGGCGCCUUUGGCCUCUCGGUAGCACUGCAUCUUGCUCUACGAGGCUACACAAAUGUCUCGGUCUUCGCAAAAGAUGACUAUAUCCCUUUCGGAGAUUUGACAAAUGCCUAUCGUGCAGCACAAGAUGCAGGCGUGCAAUUUUUCCUGGGACAACAAGUCGACCAAAUAGCCUAUGUGAGCACAUUGGCUGGGAGGAAGAACGCUGGUAUCCGCACAAAGAAUGCCGGGUUUUAUCCCUCGUCGCUCGUCAUUAUCGAAGCGGGGGCUAGGGAUAGCGAUUCAUCUGAAACUGGCCAGUUACAUGGCCCCGACCCCUUGGCCAUACCCCUUUCUCGCUAUACCAACACCAACCCAAAUUCCUUCGCCGAAUACGUGCCACAAACAUCUUCCUCGGUUAUACUGCUAUCGGGAAAUUUGGUACCAAUCUCCAAGAUAUCUUUGGUGGGACCGCGGGUCGUAGAUCUCCUAGAGGCAGCGAGUCAGAAAGUGUCGGAGAAUUUACCCCAACCCUUGUCUAAGCUGUGA
Messenger RNA from Penicillium crustosum, 567 nucleotides. Its product is annotated as FAD-dependent oxidoreductase. Gene Ontology annotation, molecular function: oxidoreductase activity. The transcript is spliced from 2 exons. The coding region runs from base 1 to 567 and encodes 188 amino acids. Lineage: Eukaryota; Fungi; Ascomycota; Eurotiomycetes; Eurotiales; Aspergillaceae. The record is from RefSeq and is a predicted model, not a curated record.